Molecule: messenger RNA, 2344 nt
Organism: Vombatus ursinus (common wombat)
Lineage: Eukaryota; Metazoa; Chordata; Mammalia; Diprotodontia; Vombatidae
Product: G-protein coupled receptor 135-like
Exons: 1
Coding region: 1-1722 (573 amino acids)
Biological process (GO): G protein-coupled receptor signaling pathway
Cellular component (GO): membrane
Molecular function (GO): G protein-coupled receptor activity
Source: RefSeq, a predicted model, not a curated record
AUGGUCCGGUCUUCGCGGAGCACCAUGGAGGAGGAGCCGCCGCCGCUGCCGCAGCCGCCGCCUCCACCGCCUUCCACGCCCACGCCGCCCCCUCCCUCCGCCUCCGAGAUCACCCCGAUGAGCAACCUGACGAGCCUGGGCUCCGCCCGCGGCGGGGGCAGCCUGCUCCCCGAGGCAGCCUUGGGCUCGUCUGGCGCUGCCCCGGCCGCGAGCUUCCCCGCGGCCGUGAUCUCCUUUACCACCGUGGCGGCCGUGGCGCGGGGGAGCCGGGGCGGCGGCGGCGGCAGCGGCCUGGCUGGGGCCGACAAGGCCGGGCCGGGCAGCAGCAUCCCCAGCAGCAGCAGCAGCAGCAUCCCCAGCGGCAGCAGCAGCAUCCCCAACGGCAGCAGCAUCUCCAGCAGCAGCAGCAUCAACGGCAGCAGCAUCUCCAGCGGCAGCAGCAUCCCCAGCGGGGAUCCCGUCCCGGUGGCGACGGGGGCGAAGCGGCUGCUGCUGGAGCCCUGGGCGGCCGUGGCGGGGCAGGCGCUCGUGCUGCUGCUCAUCUUCCUGCUCUCCAGCCUGGGCAACUGCGCCGUGAUGGGGGUGAUCGUGAAGCACCGGCAGCUCCGAACCGUGACCAACGCCUUCAUCCUGUCGCUGUCCCUCUCUGACCUGCUCACCGCCCUGCUCUGCCUGCCCGCCGCCUUCCUGGCCCUCUUCACUCGCCACGGCGGCGGCCUCGACGGCCCCCCAGCCGCGCGGCCCUGGCAGCGCUUCUGCACCGCCAGCCGCUUCUUCGGCUCCUGCUUCGGCAUCGUGUCCACCUUGACCAUGACCCUCAUCUCCCUGGACCGCUACAACGCCAUCGUGAGGCACCCCGGAAAGAAGAUGGGCUGGCGCAGGGCCCUGCUGCUCUUGCUCGCCGUUUGGCUCGUGGCAGCGGGUAUCUCUUUCCCCUGGGAUCUGCUGCGGGGCUCCGAGGGGAAAUGGGACGAGGAUGCGCAAGUCGAACCGAAGCAGAGUUUCCACCGCUGCCUAUACUUUUCCUACCCGGGCCCCUCCCGCCUGGGUCCCACCUACAACAUCUGGCUGAUCGUGACCUGUUACCUGUUUCCCUUUGGGAUCAUGUGCUUCUGUCUCUGCCAGAUUUGCAAGACUGUGAGGUUGUCGGAAAUUAGGGUACGGCCGGUUUCAACCUACGCCCACCUGUUGCGCUUCUACAGAGAAAUGCGCACAGCGACCACGGUUCUCAUCAUGAUCGUUUUCAUUAUUUUCUGCUGGGGACCCUACUGCCUCCUGGUUCUGUUCACAGCUGCAGCCGGGGCUGCAGGUGCCCAGACACCCCCAUUCCACCCGGUCCUGAAUACCGUGGCCAUAUGGAUGGCCUGGGCAAAUGGAGCCAUAAACCCUCUCAUCUACGCCAUCCGCAACCCCAACAUUUCCAUACUGCUGAGGCACAAACGGGAGGAAGGUUACAGGACUAGAAAUGUAGCCGCCUACUUGUCUAGCCACAAUCGAAAUCUGGAGGCCAGAAGCAUUGCUAAUCGUCUCAGAGAACGCUAUGCCCACAGGCUCGGCGUGUGCAGUAGAGUGUCCUCUUGCAGUUCUGCUAAUGGCGAAGCAGGAGGGGAUGUGGCCAUGUGGGCUUGUAGAAAUCCAGCCCUACUCUUCUGCCGAGAUGGGCUACCAGACACCGCAUCUGAGGUAGCCAUGCAGGGUAAAACAGCAGAUACUAGUCUCUAAAACAGUGUGUGCAUGGAUAGAACCAAGUGCAACCACAGGAAUAUUCCAUCCUUUACAUUUUAGGACUAGGGAAAUUCCAUUGAGGAUCAGUGGAGAUCCUGAGAACCAAACAUUUUAUACUGAAAGAAAACAAGAGGGGGCAGGACUUGCCAUUUUCAGAAAGGCUGAUUAAAACACACACACUCACACAAUUACAUUUUUGCAAAAGUGCCAAGACUGAUGUAAAUUGCAAAAAAUUAAACCAUCUUGACUGACCAUCAUGAAUUUUAAGUACCAAAAAAAAAAAAAGACCAAAAACCAAAUACCAGACCAGAUCACCUGAAGCCCAUAUGUAUAGGAACCACACUGUGAAAAACAAAAAUACAAUGUCUUUGAAAGAGGUUAUUGCUAUUUAUUGAAAGGCACAAAAGGUCUCCAGCUAUGGCAUGGAAAACUAGAUACUUGGAUCAACUUGUGUUAAGAUUGUCCUCUAAAUGAAUUUAACAAAAUUGACAAUCAGAAUCUACCAAUUUAUAGAAAAUACAACUUAUGUAUUUUGGGGAUAGGAUAUAAGGAAAGAACGGUUCUUAUCCUCACAUAUCUUACUGUCUUUAUGGAUUUAUGAGGGAAGUAGUCCUGCCUG